AUGUUGUCUUCCGCCGAGCACGCUGCAGGCUGGGCAGGACUCCGGAACACAGCCUUCGUAACCGAGAAAAGGAGUAAGGUUUCUUCCCGCCGCGGCGUCUGCGGACUGGCCCUCGGGGGGGCGGGGCUUCCGGCCGGCGCGGAGCCGCUUCCGGCCGGCACGGCCGGCCUCAGCCGCCGCGGACCCACGCGGGCGGGAAAAGACCGGGCGGCGCUGGCGGACGCAGCCGUGGUCCUGCUGCAGCUACUCCUUAGCCCAGGACCCGAGAAAGAACCGUCCCUGUGGCAGCAGCUGGUGUCAUUUCGGGAGGCAGUGACAUUUGAGGAUGUGACCAGAGAUUGGAAGUGUCAAGAGACCUCUCAGAAGGAUUGCAGCAGCACAAUGCUGGACAGUUGCAAGAAGCCAGUCCCUCAGCUUAGCAAAGACGAAUUAAUAGGUUUCACUUUCCCCAUGAUGCCACAGAGAGCUGGAAAUGAUCCCCCUGGGGUUUCAAAUCCAAGUGAAAUGGAAAAGGAGAUAAGUAACAUGAGAGAAAAGUUUCUCAUCAGCGUGACAAAGUUAGUGGAAAGCAAAAGUUACAACAGCAAGGUAUUUUCCAAAGAAAAGUACUUUCAAACAAUAAAGGAAGUGAGAGAAGCUAAGGAGAAGGGGAGGAAGUCAUCACGUGAUUAUCGCCGUGCAGCAAAAUACGACGUGAUCUCUGUGCAAGGCACAGAGAAACUAAUAGAGGCUACUCAUGGAGAACGGGAUCGAAUACGGUAUUAUGUACACAAGGAAGAGCUGUUUGACAUUCUUCAUGACACACAUCUCAGUAUUGGCCAUGGCGGGCGGACGCGCAUGCUCAAGGAGCUUCAAGGAAAAUAUGGGAACGUCACCAAAGAAGUCAUUGUCUUAUAUCUGACUCUGUGUAAACAGUGCCACCAGAAGAACCCAGUAUCCAAGAGAGGCCUCGCACCCAAGCCCGUGCCACUUAAGGACAUUGACUCCAGAUGCCAAGUUGAAAUCCUUGACAUGCAGUCAAAUGCUGAUGGUGAGUUCAGGUUUAUUUUGUAUUACCAGGACCACUUGACCAAGUUUAUUAUUUUACGGCCAUUAAAAGCCAAAGAGGCCCAUGAGGUGGUCUCUGUCCUGUUGGAUAUUUUCACAAUUCUUGGUACACCCACGAUGUUAGAAUCUGACAGUGGCUUGGAGUUCACAAACCAGGUUGUCAAUGAGCUCAAUGAGGUAUGGCCAGACCUAAAGAUUGUCCCUGGUAAGUACCACCCUGGCCAAGGCCAGGGCUCCCUGGAGCGAGCAAGCCGUGAUGUCAAGAACAUGCUAAGUGCCUGGAUGCAGAGUCACCAUUCACAUCACUGGGCUGAAGGCCUGCGAUUCAUGCAGAUGGUGAGGAAUCAGGCCUUUGAUGUUUCCUUGCAGCAAAGUCCAUAUGAGGCGAUGUUUGGUUGUAAAGCCAAAUUUGGACUCUAUUCCUCACACUUACCCCGGGAAACUGUGUCUGUUUUACAAACAGAAGAAGAACUAGAAAUUGCUGAAGAACAGCUAGAAAGCAGCCUUUGGAUCAGGCAGGAAGAAAGAGCUGAGGUCGGAGCAGACCGAUCUGACAUGGACGAGGACGUCAAUUCCACUCCUCCCAAAGCUGCAGAGCCCAGCACCUCCCAAGGGGCCCCAGGUCUCUUUUGCUGGUGAACAGACACCUGCCUCUGGGCACCGUGUAGCCACCUGAGAACUGUUGCCAAGGCCCCAGAUGAAAGGAAUGAAGGCCACACUCUCAGGAAAGCUGUCCAUGGUAGUCCUGGCUCACAGGGGGAAAGCAACUUGGGUCUCUGAUCUCGGGCUGCCAUAAAAAAUUACCACAAAUGUGGAGGCAUAAAACAACAGCACUUUCUUCUCCCACAGUUCUGGAGGCUAGAGGUCUGACAUCAAGCUGUUGGCAGGGUUCGUCGCUCUGGAGGCUCUGAGGGAGAAUCCAUCCCAUGCCUUUCUCCUUUGGUGGCUGCCGGCAGUCCUUGCAUCCCUUGGCCUAGAGCAGCACAAAUCCAGUCUCUGCCUCGUCUGCACGUGGGUCUUCUCCCCUCUGCCUGUGUGCUCCUUUUCUGUCUCUUACAAGGACACUGUUGGACACCAAAUCUAUGUCAUUGGACUUAAGGCCCAUCCUAAUUGAGGAUGAUCUCAUCUCAAGAUCCUUUUUAUUUACUUUUGGCUGCACUGGAUCUUCGUUGCUGCAAGUGGGCUUUCUCUAGUUGCGGCGAGCGGGAUCUACUCUUUGUUGCAGUGUGCAGGCUUCUCCUUGCUGUGGCUUCUGUUGUUGCAGAGCACGGUCUCUAGGUCUGUGGGCUUCAGUAGUUGUGGCACACAGGCUCAGUAGUUGUGGCUCGCGGGCUCUAGAGCACAGGCUCAGUAGUUGUGACGCACAGGCUUAGUUGCUCCAUGGCAUGUGGGAUCUUCCCAGACCAGGGCUCGAACCCGUGUCCCCUGCAUUGGCAGGCGGAUUCUUAACCACUCUGCCACCAGGGAAGUCCCUCAAGAUCCUUGAUUUCAUCUGUGAAGACCCUUUUUCCAAGUAAGGUCACAUUCACAGAUGCCAGGGAUUUGGACUUGGACGUAUCUUUUGGGGGGGCUGCAGUUCUACCAACUACAGUCAGUGGAAGAGUAUGUUAGCCUGCAGAACAUGAACUGAUAGGGUCUGAAGCCUGUAGAGCUGGUGGGACUGCCUUACAUAUAUCUAGUGCCUGUUCCUGCUUCUAGACACAUAACCCAGAAGAUGGGGGCAUCAGAGAAAAAGAUGUAGGUGAAGGACAAAUAACGAGAAGAAAAGAGGUUGAUCUAACAUGCCCCAGAGAUUGCCUGCUUCAAGAGAAACCUGAUGUACCAUGCCCGCUCUCAGAAUGGCACCCACAGGGAUUAUUGUGUGAUGUGUCUGAAACAUAUUUUAAAAAUAGGUCAAAAUUAAGGCAUGGCUGGGAUUUGGGUCUGAGUCUGCCAGUUUUCUAUACCUCAGGCACGGCACAACAUGUAUUCUUGGAAAGGGUGAGUGCAUUCCAGGAAGUGACUAGUAGCAGGGAAACAACUAAGCACUCCUGAGCAAAAUACAAAAGUUGGCCUGAGGUCACUGCUCCAACCAGAGAAGAAUAGAGCAAAGGCCAGUCUGGGUCAUAGUUCAGAGUAAAGGGGAGAGUAAUGCCCAGGAUCUGUGCGCUGCUGUAUUCUCAAGGCCUGGAAGAGUACAUAGCCCAUCAGAGGUGUUCAGAAAGGAUUUGCUGAGUGAACAAAUGAUUCUUCAGAGAUGGACACUGGGAAGAAGGGGGCUGCAGUCCCUUAUUCUCCCGUUCAUUCUUCCUGCAUCUCAAAACCAUUCUGAUUGCCCCUGGCGCUGGUUUCCUCUUCUGAAAGAGGCAAGAACAGUCCUGAUGCCGCCUACCUCAUGGGGUCUUUGUGAAAGACGGUGAGAUAAGGCAUGUGAAGUUCUAGAUGUAAGUUGUCCUUGCUAUCAGCAGAUCUUAUCCUCCUUGUGAGCUUUGGAGAUCUCUGUCCGUUGCCAUUCCUUUGCUGAUUAAACAGUGUUAAGCUGGAUAUCCAGGAAGGCUGCAUUAUUAUUAGAAAGGAGAUGAUACCACUUUCCAGCUUGUUUCGGGGGGACCAGAAUCUUGCGCUAUCCUUGGCCAGCACCUCACGUUCCAUCCUUUCUGUAUCGCUCAGGCUAGCAGGGCCUUGGAGGCCCAACUCGACUGAUGUUGUCAGCCCUCCCCGCAUGCUGACUUCCUGGUUGCGGAGCAAACCAGGAACCACAUCAUCAACUCAUGUGGGUGGCAGGUGAAAUGAGGCACGACGCUACUGCCUAUCCCCGGGGGUGGCCACAAAUAACGUAGGCUUCCGGAGCUGUUGCAUCUGUCUUCCUCCUUUGGUCCUUAGGGUGGCAGUGGAGAGAGCGGGAGUGGACACCUAGACCCGGUCCAGCCUUACUCUACAUUAACACAUUUCAGCAUCUGGAACAGAACUGACUGCUUUCAAUUUGCAAAUAUAUUUUGUCCACCUAA
Messenger RNA from Orcinus orca (killer whale), 4034 nucleotides. RefSeq names its product KRAB-A domain containing 2 (gene KRABD2). Gene Ontology annotation, molecular function: nucleic acid binding. The record is from RefSeq and is a predicted model, not a curated record. Gene Ontology annotation, biological process: DNA integration. Lineage: Eukaryota; Metazoa; Chordata; Mammalia; Artiodactyla; Delphinidae.